Haliotis rubra (blacklip abalone) is the source of this 915-nucleotide messenger RNA. RefSeq names its product probable uridine nucleosidase 1. Gene Ontology annotation, molecular function: hydrolase activity, hydrolyzing N-glycosyl compounds. The record is from RefSeq and is a predicted model, not a curated record. NCBI's taxonomy places the organism in Eukaryota, Metazoa, Mollusca, Gastropoda, Lepetellida, Haliotidae. The coding region runs from base 1 to 915 and encodes 304 amino acids. The transcript has 5 exons.
AUGCCCAAGGUCAUCAUAGACGCCGACACUGGAGUGGAUGAUGCUUUGGCCAUCAUGUAUUCCUUGUCGUCUCCAUAUAUUGAGGUCCUCGCUAUAACAUGUACGUGGGGGAACACGAGUCUGGAAAACAGUUGUCGGAACGCCGUGCGAGUUGUCGACCUUUGUGAAAAACAGGUACCUAUCUACAGCGGAAGCAGCAAAGCCCUUAUGGGACUGGCUCCAGAUUUGGGACCUGAUCGUUACACCAUCCAUGGCGCCGAUGGUAUGGGCGACGUUGAUUGGAAGAAUACCGUCGACACUAGCGUUAUUCAACGUGAAAACGCCGUUACAGCGUUGACAAAUAUGGCCAGACAACAUCCUGGUGAAAUAUCACUGGUGACGUUGGGCUCCCUGACAAAUGUUGCGCUGGCGAUCAACUCAGACCACGAAUUUGCUACCAAUAUAAAGGACGUGUAUAUGAUGGGUGGGAAUAUAGACGGACUUGGCGAUUAUGUUUUGAAAGAGUUCAACUUCAGUCUCGACCCGGAAGCAGUUGACAUUUGCCUCAGCAACAUGAAGAACAUCCACAUUCUGUCACGUGACACGGCCGAUUUGACGGAAUUUCCAAAGGAAUGGGUGACAGAGCAACUUAACGUCAACACGAAGAAGGCUCACUUCACGAAGCGAAUCCUCCAAGACAGGAUUGCAAGCCCGCACUUCUCCGGGGUACGAAUAUGCGACUUUGCUCUCAUGGUUGCUAUUGCGCAUCCGGAAGCUGUCACAACGAGCGAGGCACGCGCUGUAAUAGAGCUCUCUGGCAAAUCACGGUCUCUUUUGAAACUGGAAUGGGGUUCCAAAAACUCCAACGUCACUAUGUACAAAGCUUUUCGUUAUGAAGUGCUGAUGGAUGGCUUCAGAGAUAUGUUAAACGACUGA